GUAUGCAAAUAAAGCCAAAACUUCUCUGACAGGAAAACAGAAAGAAGAUAAGACUAGAGAGAUGGAGGAAGAACUCAAGAUCUUCAUGAAGGUUUGGGUUUCAGCUAUAAUCUCCAUAUCUUACUGUUACUACUUAUCAACCAGGAUAAAACCUGGAGUUUUUCGAUUACUCUUCAUUCUUCCCGUUUGUGUUCAGUUUAUUUUCCUUCCUAUGUGUUUCUCUUCUCUUCACUUCAUAGGGUCCACUGCGUUUUCCCUCACAUGGCUGGCCAAUUUCAAGCUCAUCCUCUUCUCCUUCGAUAACGGUCCCCUUUACCCUGUCCCUCCUAAUAUCUCUCAGUUCAUCUGCUUCACUUGCUUCCCCAUCAAGCUUCAACAAAACGCUAAACAUCAAAUUCACUUGCCCAAAUGGGUUUUUGCUAUUAGAGUUGCUAUCUUUAGUGUGUUGUUAAAACUGUAUGAUUAUAAACAGCAUAUGUCUUCAAAUGUGCUAUUGGUUCUCUAUUCUCUUCAUAUAUACUUGGAGUUUGAGAUUCUUUUAGCUCCCUUGAAAGUUUUGCUUAUUAUGGCACUUGGGUGCGAUCUCGAGCCGCAAUUCAACGAACCAUACUUAGCCACCUCUCUUCAAGACUUCUGGGGUCGCCGGUGGAACCUCAUGGUCCCCGCUAUCCUCCGACAGGCCGUCUACGUUCCGGUGCGACGCAUCACCGAACGGAAAAUGAAGUCCGAGCAAGCCAAGUUCUUGGGAGUUUUGGCCACGUUCCACGUCUCUGGUGUAGUUCACGAGCUGAUCUUCUUCUAUUUUACACGUGAACCGCCUACCGGAGAAGUCACAUUGUUCUUUAUAUUACAUGGAGUUUGCACUGCCGCGGAAGUAGCGGCGAAGAGGACAAGCUUGUUGAAUCGGUGGAAUAUGAGUAUGAUGGUAUCACGACUGCUCACGGUGGGGUUUGUGGUUGUGACAGGUGGUUGGUUGUUUUUUCCUCCUCUUUUAAGGAGUGGAAUGAUCGAGAGACUCUCUCACGAAGUCUUUUUGUCCAUUGACUUCAUCAAGCAAAAUUGUUUUUAGUAUUUUUGGUGAAUUUGCCAAAAUCUUGGGCUGAUGUUUUCUGUAGCUAAAAUUAUCACUUUUGCUGAAUUUCAAUAGAAACAGAGAUUCUGUGAUUAUCGGGUU
Messenger RNA from Brassica oleracea var. oleracea, 1174 nucleotides. Its product is annotated as probable long-chain-alcohol O-fatty-acyltransferase 4. Lineage: Eukaryota; Viridiplantae; Streptophyta; Magnoliopsida; Brassicales; Brassicaceae. Gene Ontology annotation, biological process: lipid metabolic process. The record is from RefSeq and is a predicted model, not a curated record. Bases 62 to 1069 code for a protein of 335 amino acids. The transcript has a single exon.